Molecule: messenger RNA, 2828 nt
Organism: Cuscuta epithymum
Lineage: Eukaryota; Viridiplantae; Streptophyta; Magnoliopsida; Solanales; Convolvulaceae
Source: the annotation of a GenBank genome assembly
AGUAUUUGAUAAUUUUAACAAAGAUAUAAGAUUAAACUAGUAAUUAUCAUCAAACUAGGGCGUAAUCAUAAUUUCCUUUAUAUAUAAAUGCACUAAUAAAAUAUCUACCCACCAUACCAUAGAAUAAUCAAAGAAGGCAUCUAGAUUCUUUCUUCCGUGGCUGGCUUCCUCUAGGUUAUGCCGUUUCCCCUUCAGGUUCUCCAUCUCUCUCUAUCUCUCUACGCUACAUACGUGCUACUGUGUCUUCCUAUGAAUUUGUUGUGCUAGACUACAAUUCCAAGGGAUUAGUAGUACUUAGGAUAUGGAGCAAAUGUUCCCCUGGUCCAAUUUCUGCAAGUAUAGAGUUUUUUCAUUCCAGGAAGUGCUUGAUUGGCGGUUUCUCACCUGCGGAGAUUCUCUUCUUGUUUCCUUUGUCAACUGCACUUAGUCAACAGUUUUCCGUCAAUGAACUCCACAGGAGGCCAAAUGCGAAUUCGUUAUUUUAUUAAGCGUGAGAAGCAGCAAUCUGUUAUUAUGUUUGUUUUGGCUCCACUUUUAUCCUCCUACAAUACAUUAUUGCUACCGCUUUCCUAAUACAACAGUCAUCUGGGAUCUUUUGAAUUUCAUAAUUUGAGGAAUAAAGUUCUGCAAAAGAAUCAAUCAUGUCAUCUAAUAUAAAAAAAAGUUAGAGGUGUUGUGUAGCUUCUUAGAAACCUAAACGGCUAGGAGUAUCUGGUUUACUCAGCUGAAGAUCUUGCAUCAACAAAGUUUAGCAUAAAUGAGAAGAGCUUGUUUUCUUGUUUGAGAAGUCACUGUAAACCAUGAAUUGAGCUGACAAGCAAUCCUGUUUGUUUGGACUGCAAUAUGUUUACGCUAGGCUGUGGGUGAUAUGAAGAUGUUUGACAGUCCUUGCAUCACUUUGCUUUCGCGACCUUGUGUUCCCAGUGACUGCUUUGAGUUCAUUGAUGUGGCAAUCAUGUUUGUGAAGCUCCUCCAUCAAAAUCCUGCUGGUUUUAUGUGGAAGUUAAUACAAAAUUAACAGUGGAUUUUCAUAAACCAGCAAGACCAGUAGUUACACACAACUAUUGUCUUCUCCGGCAUCUAUUGAAGAAAGAAAUACAUACACAUUUUUUGUGCGUGUCCUCUAUAUCCAAUAAAUUGUGCUGUGUGCUGGUUAAUUAAAAAUGGAUAGGUACCAUAUAAUUAAUGAAGUCGGUAAUGGUACUUUUGGAAGUGUGUGGCGAGCACUAAAUCUUCAGACUGGUGAAAUGGUAGCAAUCAAAAAGAUGAAGAAAGAGUAUUAUUCAUGGGAAGAAUGUAUAAAUUUAAGAGAAGUUAAGUCUUUGAGGAAAAUGAACCACCCGAAUAUAGUGAAGCUAAAGGAAGUGAUCAGGGAAAAUGACAACUUGUUCUUUGUGUUCGAAUACAUGGAGCGCAAUCUAUAUGAGCUAAUGAAAGAGAGAGAGCGCAAUCUAUAUGAGCUAACAAAAGAGAGAGGAAAGCUUUUUUCAGAAACAGAAGUCAGAAACUGGUGCUUCCAAGUAUUUCAAGGUCUUGCAUACAUGCAUCAGCGGGGAUAUUUUCAUCGUGACCUUAAGCCAGAGAACUUGUUGGUUUCAAAGGAUAUCAUUAAAAUAGCUGAUUUCGGUCUUGCUCGUGAGAUCAAUUCCGAACCACCAUAUACUGAAUAUGUUUCCACACGCUGGUAUCGGGCUCCCGAAGUUCUUCUCCAGUCCCCAAGUUAUGGAUCUGCUGUUGAUAUGUGGGCAAUGGGGGCAAUAAUGGCUGAAAUGUUUACUCUUCGCCCUCUAUUUCCUGGCAUGAAUGAAGCAGAUGAAGUCUACAAAAUAUGCAGUGUAAUAGGAACCCCAACAAAGAUGGAAUGGGAAGAUGGUCUCAAGCUUGCAAAUGGCAUGGGCUAUGAGUUCCCAAAGAUUGUAGGUGUACAUCUUUCUGUGCUAAUACCUUCUGCUAGUGAAGAAGCGGUUAAUCUUAUUGGAUCACUUUGUUCAUGGGAUCCCUGCAAGAGGCCUUCAGCUUUAGAAGUACUCCAGCAUCCUUUCUUCAGAGUUGCUUCUAUAUUCCACCAUCUCUACGCUCUAAAGCAAACCCCUUGAGAGCACCUAAUUCUGUGGCAGGGCGCUGUACCCCUGGUAUUGCUACAUCCAGAGUGAAGCCUGCAUUGGAACAAAAACCCAAGUGGUCCUCAGGGACUCUAUCCCAUUCAAAGCCCACUGGAAACUGCUGUUCUGUGAAGUCAAAUGUGCCUCUGGGUACAGGUGCACAAAGAAAGUCAGAAACAAACUAUCAAAGUCCAACAAAGCCUGUUAAGUCACUUAAAGAACCUAAAUACCGACCCCCAGCAAUGAAAGUUCCAACGGCAAGUUAUACUGUAAAUGCUAGAGGAGUCUCAAGUGCAAGCCAGAAGCUUCCAAACAUGAGCUUUGGUUCUUCUGCCAGACCUGCUACUAUAAAGCAGCAGCAGCCAUUUCCUCAACCCAUGAAGGCUGGCGGUUGGCACAGGCCACCUGAUAUGUUUCCCAACUCGCAAAAUAUCCUUCCAGGAAGAACUUACUCGAGGAAAGUGGCAGGUUGAAGAGCCACUAUAUUUUCUGCUAUUUUUUCUUUCUCUGUUGCAAUAAUGCUAUUGUGUUGUCUGGACGAGUUUGGGUGAGUGAGCACGUUUUCCAUUCAGUUUUAACUUUUAACUAUACCACGAGUUGCAACUUACAAGUUGUAACAUGGUUAAUAAAUGUACUGCUGCUUAUUACUUUCAUAGUUUGAUGUAUGAAGGCUGCUUUUGUGCUAUUAUUAGCAUAUCGUCCCUGAUAUUAUUAGCAUAUGGUGAA